This is a messenger RNA of Daldinia childiae, 891 nucleotides long. RefSeq names its product putative oxidoreductase YusZ. The transcript has 2 exons. The coding region runs from base 1 to 891 and encodes 296 amino acids. Gene Ontology annotation, molecular function: oxidoreductase activity. The record is from RefSeq and is a predicted model, not a curated record. Lineage: Eukaryota; Fungi; Ascomycota; Sordariomycetes; Xylariales; Hypoxylaceae.
AUGGCCUUCAAGUUCAAUAAGCCCAAGGAGAAGUUGACCUGGUUCAUCACGGGAUGCUCUUCCGGAUUUGGUCUCUCUCUUACGCGUAUAGUCCUAGAUAAAGGUCACACCGUCAUUGCCACUUCACGAAACCCUUCACGCACACCCGAGCUCGUGGCCGAGGUUGAGAGCAAAGGGGGUAGAUGGCUAAAGUUGGACGUAAACGACCACAACAGCCCGGAAGUCAUCGAGGAGCUUGAGAAGUCGGGAGUAGAGAUCGAUGUUCUGGUGAACAAUGCUGGUUAUUCGAUACUAACGCCCGUCGAGCUCGCGACCGAAGAUGAGAUCCGUGGCCAGAUGGAGUCCAUGUACUUCGGUCCCUUACGCCUAAUCCGAGCCGUCGUUCCCCAUCUGCGCAAGAGGCGGUAUGGUGUUAUUGUGAACAUUAGCAGCGGAGCCUCGCUUGAAGGUAGAGAUACAAUGGGCCCCUAUGCUGGAGCUAAAGCUGGUCUUGAUGGCGUAACUAGAGUCCUUGCACAAGAGGUUGCACCGUACAACAUUCGAACUCUGACAGUCGUCCCGGGCGCGUUCAACACUAACAUAGCCAACGUCACUACCCCUGGCAAGAACCCGUUUCCGGACGAUUAUAGGGGCUCUGUUUCCGACUUCAUGUUGCAAAUUCUCUCGGGUGCGGAUCUGCCUGGCAUACAAUUUUCCUUGGGCGACAAAGACAAAGGAAUGAAGGCUGUUUACGAGGUAGUAGUUGGAGAGGGCAUUGGUGUUGGACGCGAAUCUGAGCCGUUGCUCCUUCUAGGCUCUGAUAUGACGGCUCGAGCAAAGGCUGUGCAGCAGUACUUGGGACACGCUUUGGAGACGUUCAAAGACGUAACUAACUACGUCGAUGUUGUCUGA